Fragaria vesca subsp. vesca is the source of this 2162-nucleotide messenger RNA. Its product is annotated as receptor-like protein kinase At5g59670-like. Bases 36 to 1754 code for a protein of 572 amino acids. The record is from RefSeq and is a predicted model, not a curated record. Gene Ontology annotation, molecular function: protein binding. NCBI's taxonomy places the organism in Eukaryota, Viridiplantae, Streptophyta, Magnoliopsida, Rosales, Rosaceae. The transcript is spliced from 8 exons.
UCUCUUCGGCUUCGGCCAAGCCUGCGCCUUAUGCUAUGCGCAUAAACUGUGGAGCACGUCAUGAUGUCCAUACAGCACCAACCAACACACUGUGGUAUAGGGAUUUUGGAUAUACAGGGGGAAUCCCUGCUAAUGCUUCCCUCCCCAGUUAUGUCAGUCCUCAUCUUGAUACACUUAGAUAUUUUCCUCUUUCUGAAGGGCCUGAAAAUUGUUAUAUUAUCAAUAGAGUUCCUAAAGGACACUACUCUGUGAGGGUAUUCUUUGGAUCGGUUCAAUUGAAAAGCGAUGAUCUUGAACCUUUGUUUGAUAUUUCUGUCGAGGGUACUCUUAUUACUUCGUUAAAAUCGGGUUGGAGCAAUGUGGAUGAUCAAGUUUUUGCUGAAGCGCAAGUGUUUCUUACUGAUGGCUCUGUUUCCAUCUGCUUUCAUAGCACUGGUCAUGGUGACCCAGCAAUCCUUGCCCUUGAAAUUCUUCAAAUUGAUGAUAAAGCAUACCAGUUCAGCCAACACUCUGGCCAAGGAAUUAUUCUUAGAACAGUGUUAAGGUUGAGUUGUGGUGAUGGAAGGCCAAAGUUUGGUGCUGACUAUGGUGGGGAUCCGUGGGGCGGUGAUAGGUUUUGGAAACCCAUUACUACCUUUGGUGGUGGUGAUAAAUCAAUAUCCAUUGAAGCCAGCAUUAAGCAAGUUUCAAAACCACCAAACUUUUAUCCUGCAGGGCUUUAUGAGAGAGCAAUCGUGAGUUCUGACAGUAAGCCCGAUAUAGAAUAUACCAUGGACGUUGAUCCUAACAGAAACUACUCGAUCUGGUUACACUUUGCCGAGAUAGAUGAAAGUAUCAAUGGUGUAGGACAAAGGGUAUUUGACAUUAUUAUAAAUGGUGACAUUGCAUUUGAAGAGGUGGAUAUUGUCAAAUUUAGUGGUGACCGUAAUUCGGCUCUUGUACUUAAUACAACUGUUCCCGUAAAUGGGAGGAGUUUGACAAUCACCUUGAAACCUAAAAACAGAGAUCAUGCCAUAAUCUGUGCGAUUGAGAUCUUUGAAAUUAUAGUUGCCGAGUCGAAAACUUUACCAGAUGAAGUAAAGGCUUUACAGACAUUGAAGACUACAUUAGGGCUUCCUGUACGGUUGGGGUGGAAUGGUGAUCCUUGUGUUCCCCAACAACACCCAUGGAGUGGAGCUGAUUGCCAGUUUGAUAAAAGUACCAGCAAAUGGGUCAUUGACGGACUAAAUCUCAGUGGAAAUAAUAUACAUGGAGCCAUUCCAUCCUCACUUGGAGCAAUACCAAGUUUGGAAGUUUUGGACCUCUCAUACAAUUCCUUCAAUGGAUCAAUCCCUGAAACACUCGGACAGUUGACCUCCUUACAAAGACUAUAUCUUAAUAGCAAUUCUUUGUCCGGAAGGGUUCCAGCUGCUCUGGGAGGAAGGCUUCUGCACAGAGCUAGCUUUAACUUCACUGACAACCAUGGCCUCUGUGGUAUACCUGGGUUGCGAACAUGCGGGCCACACCUUACCGCUGGAGCAAAAAUAGGACUUGCAUUUGGUGUCUUGGGGGUUUUUCUUCUUAUUGUUACAUGUUCAGUCUGCUGUUGGAAAAGGAGGCAGAAUAUACUGCGAACACAGCAAAUGGCUGCAAGAGAAGCUCCAUAUGCAAAGAAGAGGACCAAUUUAUCCCAGAACAUUCAGCUGUCCAGGCACCAUAAUCAUCAUGGCCAAUCGCGAACAGCAGCUGAAAAUGGACCGAUUUUGCUUUCAUGAUCCAACAAACCUCCAACUCACCCUUAUACCUAAUCUGGUUAAAGUCUGCUAUUGCUUGGGUGCCCGGACUGCGGUUGAUCCACGACAUGAAUCACUGGCCAUUCGAGUAGAUGGACUUGCAUGCUUACAUCAGUACAGUUUCUCGCAACCUUGAUAUUUAAAGUAACACCUAGAGGUUCCAGUAGAAACACUUACAGAAGAUCAGAUCCCUCAUGGGUGUCAUAUGUAGUACAUUGGUCCAAUUUUUUCUCCUUUUCAGUUUUGGUAAAGUUUGUUACACACGGAGGAAGUGGUGCAUAUAUAGAUCAAAAUGAAAUGUUGCUUCUUCCCAACAUUUCAUAUGGUUUAGUUUUUUUUUUGUUUUUGUUUUUAUUCGAAACUGAAACAUUAUAAAGAAAAGUCUCUGAC